AAAUUUUGAGGUUAUUUUUGAAGUUUCUAUGUGUUAUGUGAAAACUUUAAUUACAUACCGUACCGUUUGUCAAAACUAUAAAUUAACUCUUCGAUAAGGAUAGAAUAGAUGUAAAAAUCGAUGAAUAAGCAAAUUCAUCAAUUGCCAACACUGUAUAACACUUCAUUCAUUUCAUAUUGAAAUAAGUUUGAGGUACAGUUCGAGCAGCCUUGAGAGCCCAUGGAAACACCCCUUGCUCAAAGUAGGCAUCAAUUACCACGAAAAAGGGAAGAUGGAUGUCACACUGAAGAAUUUAAGUGAAACAUGGUGGAUCGAGGUGUGCAAGAAGGUGAAAAAUGCAGUGGUGUUCAUAGAUGGAACAAUGGCUGAGUGUUUGCAUUGGCAUGGUGGAGUCAAUCGUCUUUUCGAUUCGGGUGCUUUAGCUUGCAAAGAGUUCUCUUCUUUUGAGAGUGUGCCAGAAACGCACCGAAAAGCGGUUUUCAUAGUGGGCAGCGCGGUUGUGGCGACGGCCAAGGCAAUCCUGCGAGACAUCACCACCGCCCACCACUUCCACUACUGCGUCGUCAUAACGGCUGCCUCGGCCGGGGUGCACAUGUUCGCCGAGAAGCAUCAGGGCGACAACGACAUGGCUGCCUUCCAUCACUUGGAAAGUGAAAUGCUAACCUGGAUGAGGAACAAGAAUUACACUGUGGAGCUGUUCAGUUUCCCGUUGAUUUCAGUUCCUAUCACGCAUACAUUGUUUGUAAUGCCUCCUUUCAAAGAUAUGUUCCCGUUCAGUUGUGGAGGCUCAGAAACGGCCAAUUCUGAGUUUUCUAAACUACCGUCCGAUUUGAAAGUUAGUGUUCUUCAUCUUGCUUCGUCGCUACAGAGUAUCUUGUCACAAUUAGAUAUGCAAGAGGAUAUUUACAGUAUGGGAAAUUUGAGCACAGUAAUAGGCAAUUGCCUGGAAAAUCAUCCUCUAACACCUAUGAGGAGGAAGAACGCGUCACAACGAUCAACACUGAUCCUGAUAGACAGACAUCUGGACAUAGCGAGUGUCUCCAAGUUCAACCUGGACAAUAUGCUGGACCGAAUUCGCGCCUCCCUCCCCCCUCUACCCGGGCAUAGUUGUGAUGUCGCCGUGGAUAUGACGCCCAUCAGCAUUAGCAAACAAAAGCAAUCGAUUUCGCCUGGCUGCCUGGCACAUCCCGAUUCAACUGUGCCUGUUUUCGAUUGGCUUCUUAGUGGCAAACAGAAGGAUGUUCUGUUCAAUUUACAGAAAGAAGUGUUUGAUACAAUACCAACCCGGAAUACACCUCAGUCUUUCAAAAAACAGAUAUCAUCCACGUUCUCUGGGCAGUGGGAUCUCAUCAUCAACAAGUGUGGCAUCUUGCAGCAAUCUCUGGCUGUUGUUGAAUCUCUGACGUCAGCUAAUAACACAAAACUUGAAAUGGUUGUCAGCAUUGAACGGCUACUUCUCCAAUCGAUUGCGGCUGAUAAUAAUACGACUGGUGCCUUACAACAGUUCGUCACAUUGAUCAAGAGCAGACAUGAAAGAAAUCUAUCAAUCGACCUACUAUUAACAAUUCUUGUCCAUCUGUAUUCGCUGAUUGGAACUGACUACGAAAUUUAUGCCGACACUGAGAUGUUAGUUCAAACUGAGCUAGCUCACGCCAUUUACUCUGACCGAAAUGAUUUGUCUGAUUCCGUUUUAAAUGUUAUUGUUGAGCCGGAUUCAAAUAUAGAGUCUAUUGAAAUGUUUACUAGAGAUAUAUUUUCCAUGCUUCGUAGACUUUCAUCGUCUAGGAAUGAUUUGAAAAGAUACAAGAGUCUUCUGAGGAAUGAAGGUCCAUUACAGCCUUUGACACAUUUCGGUUUAAUAGAACAACUCAUACUUGACCUGCUUGAUUCAAGAUCGACUUUCAUUCCUGAUCUAGUCACUACAAGUUCAAAUCUACGAUCAGGAUUCAGUUUACUGAAGAGACCCGCCAAACAUCCGAUGGACAACAGGAACAUAAUAUUUUUCGUAGUUGGAGGUUUGACUGGCCAUGAAACACGACUGUUGACCGAAUCAAUGACAGCUGCUGGCAAAAAUGUAUUUGUUGGAUCAACGAGGCUUCUUUCUCCUUUUGAUACACUGAAAUUUCUAAUUCAGUCCUCUUAUUGAACUAUCUUCUGUUGUUCAACUCUUUUUGUUACUGUUGCUUAAAUAUAUAUAUCCAUGUAUUAUUAA
Molecule: messenger RNA, 2212 nt
Organism: Nilaparvata lugens (brown planthopper)
Lineage: Eukaryota; Metazoa; Arthropoda; Insecta; Hemiptera; Delphacidae
Product: sec1 family domain-containing protein 2-like
Exons: 13
Coding region: 272-2146 (624 amino acids)
Biological process (GO): intracellular protein transport; vesicle-mediated transport
Source: RefSeq, a predicted model, not a curated record